Messenger RNA from Vitis riparia (riverbank grape), 1098 nucleotides. RefSeq lists its product as uncharacterized. Bases 1 to 1098 code for a protein of 365 amino acids. The transcript has 8 exons. Lineage: Eukaryota; Viridiplantae; Streptophyta; Magnoliopsida; Vitales; Vitaceae. The record is from RefSeq and is a predicted model, not a curated record.
AUGACAGGUGCCGCACUCUUCUCUUGUGGUUCUCCUUUCCCCAAGCGAAUCUCUGAAGCAAAAACACCUCCCACCAUCAGAUGUUUCUUCUUCUACGAGAGAUUCGCGAAUCGGAUAAGAAGCAGGUUGGCCACAGACCUUAUUCUUCAGCAGCAGCUCCUCCCUUUCGCUCAAACUCCAGAGUCACAUUCAAUCAUCAAAACACUCUCAGAGACUAACCAGAGGAAGUUUCCGAGAUACUGGGAUGAGCUCCUGGGGACUGCAGAAGGAAGUGGGAUGCCUGUUCUUGAUAUAAUAUCAAUCAACUUCAGGAAGGAAAUACUUCCAUUUCUUCCCAAGGCAGCAAUGAAUUCUAGUGCAGGUGGUACCUCAGAAGACUGCUCUGACGUGCUUGUUGUUAGCGACUCCAUGGCCAUUGCUGCACACAAUGAAGAUGCAAACAUUGCUAUAGUUGGGCACAAUUAUCUGAUCAGGGGUUCUUUGUCAAAUGGACUGUCCUUCACUGCUUACACAUAUGCUGGAGAGCUUCCAAGCUGUGCCUUCGGCUUUAACAAUCAUGGACUGGCAUUUACACUGAAUUCAGUACCCCCAUCUGAAGAGGAGAUUGUAGCUGCUGGAGUAGGGCAGAAUUUUAUAUCUCGAGACCUGCUUGAAGCAACAAACAUUGAUGAUGCAUCGAGUAGGAUUCAUUCAGCAGAAGCUUCUGUUGGACAUAGUUACAAUUUGAUUGACAUAAAGACACGCAGGAUUUUGAAUGUUGAAACUGCAUCAAAGAACCGGGUUUCAGUUCAUGAGAUUGGAGCAACACCAUUCUUCCAUGCAAACAUGUAUCUUCACCUUCAAGUUCAGCAGGUACAAGAUGAGAACUCAAUAAGCAGGCAAAAAAGAGCAGCUCAGCUACCAAAACAAUCAAAAGAUGAUUUCCUCUUGCUUCUUGGAGAUAGUGAAGAUGCAACCGGUUCAACACUAUACACUCUAUGUACAGAAGUACUUGCUCUGGACAAACAAGCACUGUCAGUUAUUGAAGGGAAUCUGAAGAAAGGAGAAAUUUCUCAUGUAUUCUCCAUAUCUAUAAAAGAGUCCAAGAUGUUGCAGUGA